UUAUUUAUUUAUUAAUAUACAGUUGGAUUCGAUUCAUUAUCAUAAAAAGAAGACGCACUACUUGAUUAAUAUUAAAACGAAAGCAGAACCGCACACGAAAAGAAGAGAGAGAGAGAGAGAGAGAAGAGGGAAAAGAAAAGAAAACCCUAGCUUGCUUUUUGUGCGGAUUUAAUUUGGUAAUGGCGGAUUUGGAGAAGCAGGAGAAGGCGGCGGCUGCGGCAGAGGGGGAGGCGGCGGCGGAGGAGGAGGAGGAGAGGUUUCUGGAGGGAAUGGCGGUGCUGGAUUUUGACAUGCUCUGCUCGACUGUGGCGUUGCAGACGCAGUGGGGUUGGAGGAAGCUCGACGGAGGGGAUGAUGAAAAUGGAGAAAGUGGGGAUUUUGGAGGAGUUCUAAGGAUGUGGGAAGGCGAACUUCUCCAUUGCUUCGAAGACCGUCGCAUCGCCAUUGAAUCCUCUUGUUGCCCAUGCUACAGAUUUGGCAAAAACAUGAGACGAGCUGGUUUUAGUUCUUGCUUUUUACAGGGAACUAUUCACUUCAUUCUUGUCCUUAGUGCUCUUCUCAACUGCAUUGCUUUCAUUGUCACCAAGCGGAAUUGCUUCUUAUAUUUGUCAAUCGCUUUCACGCUUUCAGUGGGAACGUAUCUGGGGUUCUUCCGUACGCAGAUGAAAAAGAAAUUUAACAUUAGAGGUAGUGAUAAUUCAUUGGACGAUUGCAUCUACCAUCUUAUCUGUCCGUGCUGCACAUUAUGUCAGGAAUCGAGAACAUUAGAAAUGAAUAAUGUCCAAGAUGGCAUUUGGCACGGUCGGGGUGAUACGAUAUGCAUAGGGAGCGUUGCUGAAGGGAGAAAAGCAUUCUAUGAGCUACAACCACCUCCUCUUGUUUCACCUAUGGUUCCUGAUACCUGUAGCAUACAAAUAACUGCCGAGUCUAAUGAUCACUCUUCAACUUAAGAAGUUGGACGUUCUAAGAAGUUGUUUCUCAUUCCAGAACCAAUUGCUGCUACAGCUCCGAAUGAUAUAUAUUGAUUGUUUUUCCUCAAAGGGGAGGGAUGUGUAUCCGAAUCGGUCAAAUUUCUCUAGUCCAAGAUUGCCUUGGCUAAUUGACCUUUGGAUUGGUAUCUUCAGAGAAAGGAGGGUGAUUGGUCUAAAAAUGAUUUGAAAGAAAAUGCUGGGUGGCUAAUGUGCUAAGAUAAAACAUACUUGUAUACCUUGGGAUUUUAACCGAUCCUCUUUCUCUAUAGUAUGUUUACUGUCAGAACAAGUGAUCAAUGUUUUUAUCUGAUACAAUGAAAUGUAUUUAUCCACAUUCUAA
This is a messenger RNA of Morus notabilis, 1311 nucleotides long. Its product is annotated as protein PLANT CADMIUM RESISTANCE 11. Bases 180 to 950 code for a protein of 256 amino acids. NCBI's taxonomy places the organism in Eukaryota, Viridiplantae, Streptophyta, Magnoliopsida, Rosales, Moraceae. The transcript has 5 exons. The record is from RefSeq and is a predicted model, not a curated record.